Alternaria arbusti is the source of this 456-nucleotide messenger RNA. RefSeq lists its product as uncharacterized. Lineage: Eukaryota; Fungi; Ascomycota; Dothideomycetes; Pleosporales; Pleosporaceae. The coding region runs from base 1 to 456 and encodes 151 amino acids. The transcript has 2 exons. The record is from RefSeq and is a predicted model, not a curated record.
AUGGACAAUCAAAAGAAACAAGAGCGGCAGGAGAGGUCUCAACGGCAACAACCGAGGUACUCGAUGAGCGAUAUACCCGAAGACCCAAACCAGCGCAGUGCAUUGUUCAUGCCAUCAUCGCGGAAGCGUGCAGACUCGCAUCAACCACGGACAACUCUACACCACACACCACGGUCAUCGGACGAUGAGCAACUGUCUCAACAAGCCGUCAUUUCCGCAUAUCUGAGAUCGUCUUAUUCUGACGACGACACGGGGCGUCCGAGGAGAUUCUCAUCAGCUGAGCCCUACUAUUCGCCAUCACCAGCCCACCACAAUCCUAAGAGCGAGAUCUCAAGAAUAAGCGGCAACUUCAACGCGCCAACGGCCAUGGAGCUAGAGCGACACAAAUCCCACAAGAGGAGUUCGCGGGGGUUGGGGAAGCUCAAGAACGCCGUCAGGGGUCUAGUCAGGGCAUGA